This is a messenger RNA of Leguminivora glycinivorella, 2017 nucleotides long. It is a transcript of the gene Lsd-1, whose product is annotated as lipid storage droplets surface-binding protein 1. The transcript is spliced from 9 exons. NCBI's taxonomy places the organism in Eukaryota, Metazoa, Arthropoda, Insecta, Lepidoptera, Tortricidae. The coding region runs from base 42 to 1352 and encodes 436 amino acids. Gene Ontology annotation, biological process: lipid storage; positive regulation of triglyceride storage. Gene Ontology annotation, cellular component: cytosol; lipid droplet. The record is from RefSeq and is a predicted model, not a curated record.
CGUGUAGUUUCUCCGUGAAGUGAUACCAGCAAGGUGUGUCGAUGUCUGCGGAGUACAGCGCGAGGAUCACGGUGACGGGAGGCAUGGGGGACAACGGAGAUGUUUACAAGAGGACCUUCAAUGGCAGCUGCAGGGUGGGCCUUAAAAAGGGGAAGGGCUCCAUCGCCCAGAGAGCGGAGGCGUACUUGCAGGCCGUGAGCAAAAGCCGCCCGGCUGGGGCGCCACCCAUGGUGACUGCAUCAUCGAAGCCACAGUUGCCGCGCCUGGAGGUGGUCUCCAGGGUCGCCGCCAUCCCCAUCGUGGAGUCCGGCAUCGGGGUCACCGAGAAGAUAUACUUCAGGAUCAAGGAGUCGAACCCCCUGUUCCGCUGGUACCUGUCCCUGUACGAGAAGACGCUGAGCACGGGCGUGCAGCUGGCGCUGCCGGCCGUGCAUCUGCUGGAGGCGCCCAUCCACCAGCUGGACCGCUUCCUGUGCGCGUCGCUCGACGUGGUGGAGAAGCGCGUGCCGUCCAUCCACCUGCCGCCGCAAACUAUGUACAGUGAAACCCGUCAGUACGUGCUCCGACGGGCGGAUUCCGUGAAGCAGCUGGGCACGGCCGUGCUGGACUCGCGCGUCACCUGCGCCACGGCCAGCGCGCUCGACAGGGCGCUCUCCACCGCGGACAAGUACGUGGACAAGUACCUGCCGCCCGACACCAAGGACCCCGUGGACGUGAGCAUCAUCGUGCAAGACGCGGAGUGGUCGGGCGGGAGCGGGCGCGCGGCGGCCGCGCAGGCGGUGCAGCACGGCGCGCGCCUGCGCCGCAAGCUGCAGCGCCGCCUCACGCGCCAGGCGCUCGCCGAGGCCAAGGCCAUCCGCGAGCAGAUCCACGUGCUCGUCUACGUGGCGGAACUUGUUGCCACAGACCCUGUGUUAGCGUGGAAGAAGGCCAAGGAGCUGUACGCGUCCCUCAGCCAGCCGGAGCCGGAGAACCAGGCGCGGCCGGAGACGCUGGAGCAGCUGGUGGUGCUGCUGGCGCGCGAGACGGCGCGCAAGGUGGUGCACCUCGUCAACUACACGCACACGGACCUGCCCAGAAACGUGAGCACGGGCUUGGCGGUGGUGACCAAACACCUCUCUUCUGCCGCUGACGCACUCCUCAAGACGCUGCCGGUGGACUCCGCGCUGGCCGAGGUGCGCGGCUGGCGGAGCAGGCUGGAGCAGCUUCUGCAGCAGCUGCAGGCCAGCUCUAAGGUCUACCUGGAGCACCUGGCCAUCUUCCUGGCGGGCAACGAGGAGCGCGAGAAGAUCGCGCCGCGCUCCUCGCUCGACCAGCGCGAGGACCUCGCCGCCAUCAACGGAGUCAACUAGCACUUGCCUUUUACCAUCUUUCGUUGGACGUUUUUAGACCACAUUGACUGCAGCAAGGUCUACCAGCGCCCACUGCAUUACUGUUUAUAUAUGUAUAUGAGAGAUGGAACAGGCGAUCUAAAGACAGUUUGCGGAAAUCGACAUUUUGUCAGUAUAUUCCUUAGUCUCAAUGUGCAAGCGUUAGGGCAAAAUACAUCAUGUCGAUUUUCGUCGUCCUCUGUGAGUGGUUAUCAUUUGCGUUGCUGCUUGGUCCCUAUUAGAUAUUUAAAUCAAUGUGAGAAUAAAAAGUAAGGCAGAUUGGAAUGACUCAUACUCUCGCGAGGCCUACAAAUAGUAUGGUAUUAUCUUACCAGUACUUACUUAUUUUGAAAUUAAAAAGGGGGACCAACUAGAGGUGGUUACUGGAAUACUCAAAUUUUAAAUAUAAUAAUUUUAUUUUAUGACGGUAAAGUUAUUCUUAUGAGCAUUUUCUUUUAUUUAAAAAUUAUUAACUAAUAUUGAAUUUAUUCGUUGUUAGAUAUCGAGUUCUCUCGUGGUGAACUUUAUUGUAACAAUUGUAUUUAUAAUGUUAUUAUUGUAAACUUAUUUGUAUUAUUUUAUGUUGAUCAUAAUUUAGAAUAAUACAAUGUAAGAAAUUAAAAAUAGAUAAUAUAAUGUUUUCUUUA